AUGGAUCUAGUCUAUUAUAAUGACAUGCCUUCAGCAACAACUUCGGAUUGCAGUUGCACUCAGUACAGAGGAAAUUCCAUUCAAAAGCAAGAAGUCACUUCUCCUAAGUGGACAAAAGUUCUACUGAUUAACCUCAGCGUCGCUCUUAUUUUUGCUCUUGGAGGUCUCUGUGUUCUGGGGAUUAUGUCCUUCACAGCACAGACUUUGAACUGUGAAACAAACUUUCAUGGAAAGUUGUACUUCUUCAGCUCUGAUUAUCUGAACUGGUCAAGCAGCCGUGCUUUCUGUGUUUCAAAAGGAGCUGAUCUGGUCACCAUAACCAGCCAAUCAGAACAUGAUUUUCUGGCUUCUGAAAUUAAAGAACAGCACUGGAUUGGUCUCAGUGAUCUGAAAACUGAGGGACACUGGGUUUGGGUGAAUAACCAAACUCUCAAUGAAUCUGGAGUACAGUCGUGGCACAAGAGAGCAUCUGGACAAAGUGAACCUGAUAACUGGAGAGGAACGGACCCCUCUGGAGAAAACUGUGCUGUUGUGAAAUAUUCUGAAGGCCAUGUAGACUGGUUUGAUAUUUCUUGCAAACUUCAAAAAAAGUUUAUUUGUGAGAAAAAAUAUUAA
Sinocyclocheilus grahami is the source of this 615-nucleotide messenger RNA. RefSeq names its product C-type lectin domain family 4 member F-like. NCBI's taxonomy places the organism in Eukaryota, Metazoa, Chordata, Actinopteri, Cypriniformes, Cyprinidae. Bases 1 to 615 code for a protein of 204 amino acids. The transcript has 5 exons. The record is from RefSeq and is a predicted model, not a curated record.